GUGUGUAGUUGUUGUAGCACUCGGAAGAAGAGCGGUUGAAAGUGGGAGGUGACAGCAAAAGUUUGUUUAUUUAAUUUCUACUAAAGAAUUUUUCAAACGAAAAAAUGUUUAGUUAUCUGACCAAAGAUUCGCGGCGUCACCAGCCGGAUUUGUAUAACAAUGUGGUUGAAGGGUUGAAGAAGAUUUAUAAGUUGAAAAUAUUGCCUCUGGAAGAACAUUACCUGUUCCAUGAAUUUCACUCACCUCCUCUGAACGAUGCCGAUUUUGAAGCUAAACCUAUGAUUUUAUUAGUUGGUCAAUAUUCAACUGGGAAAACUACUUUCAUAAAAUAUUUGCUUGAGAAAGAUUUCCCUGGCAUCCGAAUAGGACCCGAACCAACCACUGAUCGCUUUAUUGCUGUGAUGCACGGCGAGCAAGAGAAUGUCAUUCCUGGAAAUGCACUGGUUGUUGAUCCAAAGAGACAGUUCCGACCUUUGAGCAAAUUUGGAAACGCUUUUCUUAAUCGUUUUCAGUCUUCAGUAAUGAAUUCAGAUGUCUUACAAAGCAUCACAAUCAUUGACACUCCUGGAAUCUUAUCUGGAGAAAAGCAACGUGUUGACAGAGGAUAUGACUUCACCGGUGUCUUGGAGUGGUUCGCGGAAAGAGUUGAUCGCAUCAUUCUCCUCUUUGACGCUCACAAGUUGGAUAUAUCGGACGAAUUUCGGCGUAGCAUUGAAGCUUUGCGUGGACAUGAUGAUAAAAUUCGCAUUGUCUUGAAUAAAGCUGACAUGGUUGAUUCUCAACAACUCAUGCGAGUGUAUGGAGCAUUGAUGUGGUCUUUGGGAAAAGUGCUAAACACGCCUGAAGUUGCUAGAGUUUAUAUCGGCUCCUUUUGGGAUCAGCCUCUGAAUUUUGAUGCUAAUCGUAAACUGUUUGAAGCUGAAACUAUGGAUAUGUUUAAAGACAUACAGAGCUUGCCUAAAAAUGCUGCCCUUAGGAAGUUAAAUGAUUUAAUCAAGAGAGCUAGACUAGCUAAGGUCCAUGCUUACAUUAUAAGUGCCUUAAAAAACCAAAUGCCUGCAAUGUUUGGCAAGGAUCACAAAAAGAAAGAGCUUGUUAAAAAGUUAGGCAAUAUAUAUGCAGACUUACAGAAGGAACAUCAGAUCCCUCCAGGGGAUUUUCCAGACAUGAAAUUAAUGCAAGAGAAAUUGUUGCAACAAGAUUUUGAUAAAUUUAACACUUUAAGGCCAAAACUUUUAGAAGCUGUAGAUAGCAUGUUAAGAGAAGAUAUUGCCAAAAUCAUGUCAAUGAUUCCGAAAGAACAAGAAGAACAUAAUAUUGAUACUGCUCCUGUCAGGGGCGGUGCCCUAAAUACCUUAAUCAAUAAUCCUUUUGGCCAUGGGAGAGGUGAAGGUGCUGAUGCUGGCUCAUUGCAAACAGAUUGGGUAGUUGAGAAAGAUAGAUUCAAGUUUGAUGCAAUUUUCAACCGUUUGAAUCCUGUUGAUGGUAAGGUCACUGGUGCUGCUGCCAAGUCUGAAAUGGUGAAGUCUAAGCUGCCAAACACUGUUUUGGGCAAAAUUUGGAAGCUGUCUGAUAUAGAUAAAGAUGGUCAACUAGACAUGGAUGAAUUUGCACUAGCAAUGCAUCUUAUCAACAUCAAAUUAGAAGGACAUGAUAUUCCACAUGAACUACCCGAGCACUUGAUUCCACCCUCAAAAAAGUGAUUUUGAAGGAUAAUUGCUAUUUAUCCUGGUGCUUUUUAUAAACACUUUGAGAUCACAUUUAUUUAUGUUGUGAAGGAUGCAAUUUUUAAAAAAUAUAUAUAUAUAUAUAUGUAUAUUUGUUUCUUUCUUUCUUUUUUUUUUUUUUUUGAUUGAAACAACUGGUGAUUUUUACAAGCUCAACAGGCUGAAAAUAUAAAGUUGAAAAUUAACUUCUCUGAAAGAAGGUAGAUGUGUAGUACAUUUGUUAUCAGGCCUGGACACUGAAUUCCAUGUAGAUAAUACUGCUUUCUUUUUACACUGUAUCAUGUUGCCAUAUUCAUUAUUUGAUGUAUGCUUGCCUUUGUUUACUUUUUUUUUGUUUCUACAUUAUUGAAUGUAAAAGAAGUUUUGAUUCUUUACAAAAGUAUUGACAUUUCUAAUUUUGUGCAGUAAAACUGGAUUGAGGUCUCAAAAUUUGGCAAUGCAUUCAUUUCCUUCAUAUAAACAUUUCUGCAUCCUAUAACAUUAUAAGUACUAGGUUGAAACUUGAUAAAGCUUUUCAUUAAAAAUGUUUAGUCUUUUCAGUCUUUCAUUUUAGUCAUUUUGUUUUUUAAUAACAUUAAUGAGUUACUAUUAUUUGAAUGUUAAAACUUUUAAUGUAUAUUUAAUGCAAAAUACAUAAUUUUCAGUCAUUAAAUACUUAAACUACCGUAUUUAUUAAAUAUUUUGUGAGUAAAACUUUUAUACUGUUAAGAAUUAUUUUAAUUAUUGCUUUUAUUAUGAAAGUAGUAAUAAUGGAAAAGGCUAUGUAGCUUUUAAUGUUAAAACAUUUGCCAUAGUUGUUGUACAUAAAGUCUUGUCAUAACACCAGUGCCUAAUUUCUCAGACAAGCUUCUUCUUACAAAUUAAAAUUUUAGCACAAUUAUAUUUAAUAAAAAAAGGAGUUUUUAUUUUUAUAUGAAAAAUGUUUAGGUUCAAUAUGUAUAUGUGAAACCUGCUUGACAUUUUUUACAAUUUUUAUGUCCGUUGUGAGAGAAAAGAUACCGAUGUUUGAUGAUAUUCAAAGUUCCUGUGUGUAAUCAAAUAAAGACAUUGUGAUAUGCAGAGCAGUAAUUUUUUUUAUAAUGCAGUAUUAUUUUUGAUUUUUAAAAUUAAGUUUUUUUUUUUCAUCAAGAAUCUCAUUUGCUGUUGCUUAACCUAAAAGUAUACAUUUCAAAGUUACCCAUUGUCUCUUGAUUUUUGAAUUAUAUGUAUAUAUAAUUCAAUAUGUUUCAGAAUAUUUUUCUACACCUUUUUUUGAUGUUUGCCAAAAUUGAUGUCAAAGAUGCAUAUUUGUACUAUUUAUUUUAUGUAUUUGUCUAUAUUAAAUAAUAA
Molecule: messenger RNA, 3056 nt
Organism: Uloborus diversus
Lineage: Eukaryota; Metazoa; Arthropoda; Arachnida; Araneae; Uloboridae
Product: EH domain-containing protein 1-like
Biological process (GO): endosomal transport; endocytosis
Cellular component (GO): plasma membrane; cytoplasm
Molecular function (GO): GTP binding; protein binding; calcium ion binding
Source: RefSeq, a predicted model, not a curated record